Molecule: messenger RNA, 1479 nt
Organism: Adineta ricciae
Lineage: Eukaryota; Metazoa; Rotifera; Eurotatoria; Adinetida; Adinetidae
Source: the annotation of a GenBank genome assembly
AUGGCUUUCGUUAAGCAUCUUUUUUAUAUUUGUCUCUUUUCUGGAAUCACUACGUUAGCAUUAACAGUUAAACGUCGUCCAUUAGUUUUCAUAUUAUGCUUAAAAGGUUUCCGUUGGGAUCUGCCGUAUUCAUAUUCCCAUUUGCCCAAUUUUCGUCGUUUAUCGACAACGGGCUCACGAGCACUGUGGGUAGACGCCGAGUUCGGUGGAAGUCAAACCAACAUUCUUAGUCUGAUGUCAGGUCUUCAUGUUGAACACCAUGCCCGACAAGAUUUCAUCGAAACAAUUCCUGUUACCAAUGAACACGUCGGCGGUCAUACACGUUUACUUCAUUGGCCAUGGUUUGACCGAGAUGCAAGUGACUCUGUCUACGAGCAUUUACGUUCAGGACGUAAAAGUCAGCCAGAAAUUCUCGAAUCAUAUUCGAAUCAGGGUCGAAUGCCGUUACAACGUUUAACAAAGCAUUUAACAAAGAUUUUCAAUAGUUUAACCGAUGAAAAUGAUCGAACGAAUCUCAUUAUGAGUUUCGUCGAUGAUCCAUUCGUGACGUUGAAGCAUCACGGAAUCCAUUCGAAUAGUAUUCGUCGAACAAUGAUAAAUAUCGAUCGAUUGAUUGGACGGAUCUUGUCUUUUACAACCAAAAAUCAGAUUAACUUUAUUGUUCUUGGCGAUCAUGGGAUUGCAUCGAUUGAUUGUCGUCAAGCCAUUCACAUACAUAAUAUCUUUAGCAAAGAACAAUUAGAUUAUUAUGCUGAUCGAUAUAGCGGAACAAGUUUUAGUUUUGUGGUUUAUCCAAAAUCAGGUCAGAGAUUUACCGAGUCUUUUCCGUUGAAAACUUUUUCGUUUGAUAAAACAGAUUACGCACAACAGAUCUUGUUGAGUCAAUUGCGAAAUUUCCCAAACGAACAAAUUGAAAUCUUCACAAAUGAUCAAAAUCGUUUACCACCUAGACUUCGUCUGCCAGCACCCAGCAACAAACCAUCACCAAUCAUCGUAUUUGCAAGAGAAAAAUUCUAUUUUUCAUACAAAAAUGAACAGAAUGCAGACUACUGUCCAAACGAAUAUAGUCCCAAUUGUCAAGGAUCAAUCUUAGCAGACCACAGCGACGAUCCUCGUCAUUUAUCCAUGCGCACUGCUCUAUUUGCGCAUGGGCCUCUGUUCAAAAAGGGGCAUAUUAAUGAGCCAGUGCUAAUAACGGAUGUUUACGCAUUAUUAAGACAAGUUCUUUGUCUUUCACCCAUCGCUCUGCCUCGAAAUGGCUUAUUUUCUAUCCAUCAAAUGCUCGACUUGACAUCCGUUUCAAAUACAUGCGCUCAUUUAUAUUUAUCAAGCACGAAUAUGCUUCAUACUAUUGCAACAAAGCCCGUUCAACCUCCUGAAGUCACCGAAGACGAUUCUCAAUUAGUUUAUGUUAAUAUAACAGAAGGAUCUCACCGACCACAUCGUAAUUAUGUACAAAUGCAAGUUACUAUUGAGUGA